This is a messenger RNA of Chrysochloris asiatica (Cape golden mole), 1707 nucleotides long. Its product is annotated as butyrophilin subfamily 1 member A1-like. The record is from RefSeq and is a predicted model, not a curated record. Gene Ontology annotation, molecular function: signaling receptor binding. The transcript is spliced from 7 exons. NCBI's taxonomy places the organism in Eukaryota, Metazoa, Chordata, Mammalia, Afrosoricida, Chrysochloridae. Gene Ontology annotation, cellular component: external side of plasma membrane. Bases 1 to 1707 code for a protein of 568 amino acids. Gene Ontology annotation, biological process: T cell receptor signaling pathway; regulation of cytokine production.
AUGUCUGUAUCCACAGAGAAGUUCCUGGUGAUUGGUCCCAAGGACCCCAUUGUGGCAGUGCUGGGUGAGGCUAUCACACUGCCCUGCUCCCUGUCUCCUGCCAUGAAUGCGGAGAGCAUGGAGCUGCGGUGGUUCCGGUCGGUCUUCUCAGAAGUGGUGUUCAUGUAUCAGAACCAGCGGGAGCAGAAGGAGAAGCAGAUGUUACAGUACAAAGGGCGGACUUCACUGGUGAAAGACUUCCUCACUCAGGGGGCAGCUGCUGUACGCAUCGACAAGGUUCGGGUUUCUGAUGAUGGGCCGUACACCUGCUUCUUCAGGAAUGGAGAUUUCUAUGAAGAUGCCCCUUUGGUGGUGAAGGUGGCAGGUGUGGGAUCUGACCCUCAAGUGUACAUUGAAGGACCAGAGGAAGAUGGAAUCCGCAUGGUGUGCAUGGCUUCUGGGUGGUUUCCGAAGCCCCUGGUUCAGUGGAAAGGCCCGAGUAGAGAGAAGUUCCUGGCUUUCUCUGAGUCCUAUGCUCAAGAUGCUGAGGGAUUGUUUAGUGUGGAGGCCUCGCUGGUGGUGAGAGACAGCUCUGUAAGGAACGUGACCUGCUCCAUCUUUAACCCCAUCCUGGACCAGGAGAAGGUGAAGGCGAUUUUCAUCCCAGAGCCCUUUUUCCCUCAGGCUUCUUUUCCUUGGAUGCCAGUUUUUGUGGUGAGCCUGACCAUGCUGAUGCUCCUCAGCUUAGGGGCUGGCUAUUUUCUCAAGAAAGAACAUUCAGCAAAGGUGCAGGAGUGGAAGAAUCAGGAGAAUCUUCAGCAGGAAAAGAGGAAGGACAAGAAGGACUCGGAGUUGGCCAUGAAGGAGUGGAAUGCAGGCAGAACAGGAGUUUUUGAGGUUAUUGAGGAACAGAACAGCAUCUGUCUCCCUCUGCAUAGUCAGGGGGAGGGGAUUCAUGGUGAGUAUGACUGUAGUCUCACUAGGGUGUGUUCCCUUUCAGCCUGGAGAAAGGUCCAGCUGUAUGCAGACUGGCGGAAGGAGCAAUUCCAGACUUGGUCUGUCACUCUGGAUCCACAGUCUGCCCAUCCUGACCUUGCCCUCUCUCAGGAAAACAUGAGUGUGACCUGGAAGGACAACUGUGAGAACCUGAAUGAUGACAGAUGCCUUGUGUUGGGCACCAAGGGCAUCACGUCAGGGCGAUGUUACUGGAAAGUGAAAGUCAGAGAUGGAGUCACAAGCAGCUGGGCUGUGGGGGUUUGUAGGGAAGAUGUGUAUAGGGGUGGGUGCCUCAGACUGUGCCCAGAAAAGGGGUUUUGGGUUGUGGGACAUUUUAUAGGUGGAUUUUGUGCCUGUGCUACCCCUGAUACAAGCCUAACUCUUAGACAAUUUCCCUGCCAGGUGGGGGUUUUCCUGGACUAUGAUGGUGGGGAUGUCUCCUUCUACAACAUGACUGAUGGGUCUCAUAUUUUCUCAUUCUCUCAGAUUUCCUUCUCUGGGACCCUCUUUCCAUAUCUAAUGAUUUAUUCAGGAACCCCAUCCCUCACUAUCUGUUCCAUGGAAGGUGGGCCCAAGGGUACACCUGUGCUUCUUAACACAUUUCCAUCUUCUUUGGAUGAGUCCAUGAGCCCUCCAGAGGAGGGGUUCAGAUCUGGCUCAGGUGGUGAUGGUGUUCUCCCAGGGGUUGAAUCUCCAUUACUCCCCUCUGGCCCCAGGGCUGUGUCCCCAUAA